AUGGCCGAGUUCCCAAUGAGAGAAUGGAGCAUCCGCCUAUACCUGCUAGACGAGGAUGGCAACGAGCAUCCUGGCGACGUCUUCACCAAGGUUGUCUACAACCUACACCCUACCUUUGAGAACCCAGUCCAAUCUUUCUCCAAGCCUCCGUUCGCCUGUACCAACGAGGGCUGGGGCGAGUUCGAAAUUGCUAUCGACUGCUACACCACUGAAAAAACCAAGCUCGCCCCCAUCAUUCAUGACCUCAACUUCCUCGAGUCCAAGUACGAGAAUACUCACACCGUCGUUUUCAAAAACCCUUCCCAAGCCCUGCAGGAGCGCUUGCGUGAGACCGGCCCACUGCCUACAGACGAGGACCGUCCCAAGAAGAAGAGCGGCCUCGCCGGUGGCAAGAAGAGUGGUCAGAAGUACGACUAUGAAAAGAUUGCCGAGGCGCUUGAGAAGCUCGAGGAGGAAGAUCUCCUACGCGUCAUUCAGCUCAUCAACGAGAACAAAGGGCCCAAUACUUACAUAAGAAGCGACGUUGAUGCGAAUGACCUGAAUGAAGCCGGCGAGUUCUCGAUAGACCUGUAUACGAUGCCCGAUCUUUUAACCACGAAGCUGUGGGACCAUCUCUCUAAGAAGGGCAUGGUGGCCUAA
This is a messenger RNA of Cordyceps fumosorosea ARSEF 2679, 639 nucleotides long. Its product is annotated as yeats. The coding region runs from base 1 to 639 and encodes 212 amino acids. Gene Ontology annotation, cellular component: Swr1 complex; NuA4 histone acetyltransferase complex. Gene Ontology annotation, biological process: chromatin remodeling; regulation of transcription by RNA polymerase II. The record is from RefSeq and is a predicted model, not a curated record. Gene Ontology annotation, molecular function: histone binding. The transcript is spliced from 4 exons. NCBI's taxonomy places the organism in Eukaryota, Fungi, Ascomycota, Sordariomycetes, Hypocreales, Cordycipitaceae.